AUGGGUCUCUGUAUUUCCUCCUCCCACCCCAACUCCGGCAACAAGUUUCCGGCGACGGAGGAAAUAAUAGCCAACACGGUGAAGGUGGUCAACGCCGACGGCAAGCUGCAGGAGUUCCGGCACCCGAUCCGCGCCGGGAAAGUGGUGUCGCUGUCGUCGUCGCCGGGGAGAUGUUGUUUCGUCUGUAGCUCGGAAUCGAUGUCGAUCGGGGAACUGGCUCCACCGUUGGGAGACGAGGAGGAGCUGCAGCUGGGGCAGCUUUACUUUCUGUUGCCGGUCUACUACUUCGCUCGUAACCCGCUGUCGAUUUCGGAUCUGUGUGAUCUCGCCGUGAAGGCGAGCGCCGCUUGGAAAAUUGCCUGA
This is a messenger RNA of Linum tenue, 363 nucleotides long. NCBI's taxonomy places the organism in Eukaryota, Viridiplantae, Streptophyta, Magnoliopsida, Malpighiales, Linaceae. The record is from the annotation of a GenBank genome assembly.